CACCUCAUGGCUCCAUUGAUAAGCAAUUAAAUUGGUAUUUAGUUAUCUGUGCUUCAAUCUGUAGUCUGUAGUAUAAUAAAAAAAAAAUAUUGAUAUAAUCUGUGCGUUUAUUUAGAUCGAUGGUGUGAAAGUGCAGUGGGUUUCAUUUGUGACGGAUUAGAUUUUGCAAAAUUUUGCUGGUCGCUGAUAGAUUUCGAUCGUAAUACAAGGUUUAUUUAAAAACAAAUCAAGAUGGGUAACGAGAAUUCUAUUCCCAUGGAACUAUGUUCUAACUUCGAUGCAGAUGAGAUCCGGCGACUGGGCAAGCGGUUCCGCAAACUAGACUUGGACAAUUCCGGGGCAUUGUCCAUCGACGAGUUCAUGUCACUACCAGAACUGCAGCAGAACCCACUUGUGCAGCGCGUCAUCGACAUAUUUGAUGCGGACGGGAAUGGAGAGGUCGACUUCAAGGAGUUCAUCCAGGGCGUGUCGCAGUUCAGCGUGAAGGGCGACAAGUUGUCCAAACUAAGGUUCGCGUUCCGUAUCUACGACAUGGACAACGACGGCUUCAUCUCCAACGGAGAACUGUUCCAGGUGCUGAAGAUGAUGGUGGGCAACAACCUGAAGGACACGCAGCUGCAGCAGAUCGUGGACAAGACCAUCUUAUUCGCCGACAAGGACGAGGACGGCAAGAUCUCGUUCGAGGAGUUUUGCAACGUGGUGGGCAACACUGACAUACACAAGAAGAUGGUGGUGGACGUGUAGGCGGCCCGCGCGCCCCUCCUCCGCUCUAGCUAGAACACUAUUUCAAUUGGUGUCGGUCGCGUCGCUGCUCCUUUAUUUCGCUAGGCCAUGCAGCCAAGGCAACAACUCGUUGCAUCGGUGCUGCCAGACUAGGACCCUAGUGUUGGCCGGCUACCACCAGCACGGCGAGCUAGCGACGCGACCGACCCGCGCUAGAUCUAUCGUAAUACAUUAAAACAAAUCUAUUUAACUUUAAGUAAUACAUACAUUUUAUUAUAGUUAUAAAUCAUUAGAGGAUCUUUAUCGUAGUCGAAUCGGACGUAGAUUUUUAUUGUAGUUUUUGUUGCAGUAAUUUUACUUUAUUUUGUUAUUUAGUAUUUUAUUUGGACAGAGCUUGUAAGUUCAUCAUGAGUAGUUUGGGUUGAGGAUAAGCGGACGGCUGCUGACUCGACUGAGUAGUAAACUGUUUGUGCCAACACCGAUGACGUCACUCGCUGGCGUGAAGCCGCGCAGCACAGACGCGAUGUUUAAUGUUAAGGUAAAUGUGUCUACUUCACGUUUUACUUGUCCACUGGGGCUCCGUCUCGGCCGGCAGGCAGGAAUGGUCGUUGAUGGGUACCAGUGGAUGCAGAGCUCUCGUAAUAAUCUCGUAUAGGACUCGUUACUACUAUAUAAUAAUUGUAUACACUGAUCUUAUCGCCUUAUCCGAAUUUUAUACAGUUAAAAUUUUACGAUAUUAGUUGUUUAGACGUAGCCGUGUAUAAAGUAUGCGUCACUAAGCUCGUGCGGAGUCCCGCCCUCCCUGUCCUCCUAUCUCACUCCCUCCUUCCGCAGGUCCUCGGCGCCCUGAAAUGACCGCGGCCGCAGCGUACGCGGAGUGCGCGCGCGGUCCCACUAAAAGUGAAUGUACAAAAUAUUCUUAGUACGUAUUCGAGUAAUUUUAUUAUAUUCAUUAUGUAUCAAUUUUGUGUAAUAAUAUAUUGUAGGAAUGUUUCUGAGCUCAUCCGUUUGUGACCGAUUUGUCAGGCGAAAUAUACAUAGUUAUUUAUCAUGCGAUUUUAAUUACGCAUAGUUAAUUCUUAUAGUCGUGUGUUGUUUAUAAUAUAAUAUUUAAGUCGUUUUACAUGUUACCGAGUUGUCAACGGCACCUUACGAUACUUUAGAAGCGAACGCACGUGAAUCUUAAUAUCUAGUCACAGCUGUUGUGCAUUAUUGUACGGAUCAUACUAUAUAUUAGCUACUGUUAGUGAGAGCGGACCACACGCCUUGCCAGCGCCUGCUGCCUGACCACAACUAUAUCAAUUAACGGAAUCCAAAUCUGGCUAGAGCUACUUAUUCAAACUAAUUUGGAUGUAAACGAAAGUUACAUAUGACAUACAAGUUUUUCUAUCUCAUGAUAAAUGUCUUCGAAGUAUUUCAAAAUAGUUGUACCCACAUAAAGCAAUAUUUAUCAUGUCCUAUUAAGGUAUCACCUACUAAACUUGGAAUAUGGCGGGUGAGCCGGCAGAUUACUCUGCCAGCAGUGAUUGUUUGCUUUAUAAAUGUCUAAUAGAUCGUGGCAAGUUGUGAAACAUAUCUCUGUAGUUGGUUGUUGGCCGUCGUGGCACUUGUUGCGGAUGUCGUGUUGUCUGCUCAUCUCCAUCGGUAGGUAGCUUUACAAAGUCUACUCUAAAUAAAACUGAACAUGUUUUAUUAAAAAUUUUCAAAUUUCAAUGAUUGUGCUUGUUUUAUUUGCCUACUCUAAUAUUCAUUGACACUUCCCAGGGAAUAUA
This is a messenger RNA of Spodoptera exigua (beet armyworm), 2495 nucleotides long. The record is from the annotation of a GenBank genome assembly. NCBI's taxonomy places the organism in Eukaryota, Metazoa, Arthropoda, Insecta, Lepidoptera, Noctuidae.